AUGCAAGACGAGGGAACUCUGUACUGCAACCCUCGACCGGCCUUGCCCCAAAACCUCUUGUUUGGUCUGAGCGGUGACCAUAACACUUUUGCUCCUUCUUCACAAGUAACAGCAUUCAAGAUUGUCCUUCUCGCCGCCAGCGUCGACCGACUUGACUCGGCGAGAAUCGCUGGAUCUGGUAAAAGAUGCGAAUUCCAAUGAUGUGCAUAUCCUGGAGGCCAGCCGCUCUCCUGGCCCUCUCCCUGUGCCUUAUCGCUCCUUCAUCUCGCGCGUUGCCGUUCACGCGAAAGCCGGGUGGACUUGA
Messenger RNA from Ceraceosorus bombacis, 304 nucleotides. The record is from the annotation of a GenBank genome assembly. Lineage: Eukaryota; Fungi; Basidiomycota; Exobasidiomycetes; Ceraceosorales; Ceraceosoraceae.